Messenger RNA from Acromyrmex echinatior (Panamanian leafcutter ant), 1209 nucleotides. RefSeq lists its product as uncharacterized. Gene Ontology annotation, biological process: regulation of transcription by RNA polymerase II. Gene Ontology annotation, cellular component: nucleoplasm; nucleus. The record is from RefSeq and is a predicted model, not a curated record. Gene Ontology annotation, molecular function: zinc ion binding; DNA-binding transcription repressor activity, RNA polymerase II-specific; RNA polymerase II cis-regulatory region sequence-specific DNA binding. Lineage: Eukaryota; Metazoa; Arthropoda; Insecta; Hymenoptera; Formicidae.
AUGCAUAUGUUGGACUUUUGGUCCAAUCAGCUAGAUCCACUCUCGUCAACUUUUCUGAUAGUAAAACUGGAAGACGAUUAUUUUCGCAUCCCAAAGUCAUUGAGCGUGUUUAUGAUGAAAGAACCUCCGCCUAGCGAAGAAAAUAAUUUUAAAGCUGAAUCUAAAGAAGAUGAAGUAAAAACAGAGAAGGGUAAUCCUGAAGAGAAAGAUCAAGAACGCGUUAAGACUAGAAAGAAAAAUAAGAUAGUCGUCGAGGAUUUGGAUGAUUUGGACGAUUUGGAUGACACUCCUUUGGACUUUAGGAAACGGCGUAAAGAUGAACUCUCGAAAACGCGAUCCGGUAAACACACGACUAGUCCAAAGAAAAAGUCGCAUAUAUGCCAGAUUUGUUAUAUUACGUUCGACCGCAAGAGCAAGCUCACCAGUCAUAUGUUCAAACAUAGCAAUUCCCGUCCGCACAAAUGCACGAUCUGUUCCAAGGGCUUCAAGACCAGUGCGUAUCUUUCUAGGCAUAUGGAAAUCCACGACGAGCCCGCGCAGCUUCACGCGUGUACUCUGUGCGAAUUUAAGGCGCGUACGAAACCGUAUUUGAAGAUACAUUACAUUCGCAAGCACACCGAGGACUACAACUACAGCUGCGAACAAUGCGGCAAGAUGUUCAAGGUACAAUCCGACUAUACAACGCAUAUGAAAGAUCACGAUACAGAAUCCUGCGUUUGUGACAUAUGCGGCACGUCUUAUCCCAGCAAGAGUUCUUUGUACUUCCACAAGCAUUACAAGCACAAGACGAAGAUUAAGGAAUUUGAGUGCCAAGUUUGCAGAAAGCGCUUCAAGACCCAGAAAAAUCUUGACAGUCACGCUGAGCUGCAUAAAAUGAAGUACGUCUGCGAGCAGUGUGGUAUGGAGUUCAAGUUCAAAUAUGGUCUCACAAAGCACCUCAGAACGCACUCGGGAGAAAAGUCGUAUCUCUGUGCAAUAUGCGGCAAAACCUUUGGCUGUCUCAGUUCACAAAAGAUUCAUCUGUUGACUCACGUUGGCGAGCGACCUUACGUUUGCGACAUUUGCGGUCAGAGCUUCACUCAGCGAUCGCCAAUGAUGUUGCAUCGUAAAAAGCAUCCUGGCGUACAUCCACCGCCUCCACCUAUUAAAAUUACGAAUCUCCUGCACGGCGUGCAAGACAAAAUUGUUGUAAAUAAAAGUGCCAAGUGA